AUGGAAGCACGCUACUCCAAAGUGCGCCACAAUGUUGACACGCGUUUGGCAAGUUUGUUUAAAAAGCAUAUAAGAGCUGAUGUUGGAGCGGUUUCAACAUCGUCUCCUUAUAACGGAAAGUGAUUUACGGAGAGGUGUGAACACAGGCACCAACACUGAAGCGAGGAUUCUCACCAGCAAACAGAUAUGAAAGCUCUGGGACACGAGGACAAUCGUUUCACGAGAGAAACCGGGACAAUCAGUCAAUAAGUUGUCAAAGAGAAAACACGUCUGUGAGAAGAUGGUGAAGAAAAAACACACGCCACGACGUCCCAGUCACUCUCCCACUGGCAAGACCAGAACGUCUGUCUCCCGGAUUGCAGACAGCAAAGACCCAAGUCACCUGACUCCACUGGACGACCCAGCGCACGCCGCCGCCCCCGCCGCCGCCGCCCCUCCAGAGCUCCAGACCUCCGGCCAAGGUCAGCCGGGCUUCCCAGACAGAGUGUACCUGCUGGCAUCAGCCAUCUUCCAGAAUAACCACUUGCAGAAACCUGCAGCACAUCAGCUGGUGAAUUAUGGCAGAGAGAGAGGAGUCCCACUGCCUGAAGUCAGAGAUGCGGAGAUGAAACGUGCAGCUUAUGAACUGGCCUUCAAUACGCUGAAAUAUCAAGAGCUCCUGGAGGACAUCAUGAUUGACAGCUACCUUUACCUCUCUCAGUCAAUACCAGAUGAUGAGAUGGGCCUUGUUGCUAUUCUGCUGUAUGACCUCCAGGACAGGAAGUUUCUCCCAAGGGAACCUCACGAGGAGGAGGACAUCGUACAGGAAGUGAGAGAUAUUGAAAAUUAUCUCCUCAGGUGUAAAACCCAGUUGGCUGCCUCUCUGGCUCGCUGCAGGAUUAAACACAAUCUCUUGUCGAUUGAGUGCAUCCUGCCGCAGAGUGUGAAGAUGAAGCAGGAGAGGUCGAGCGGCCUUCCGCUGUAUGCGUGGAUCAACACACUGAACAGCAGUCUUGAUGAAGUCCGGAGUGUGCUGAGGAGUUCAGGCUUCCUUCAGGUGAAAUCGAUCGGGCAGCUCGAGGGCCAGACUUUCUGCAAGGACCCCCACUGUCAGGAUGUGCUGGUGUUCCCCGCUCAGCUGAAAGCUCGGCUGUAUUCCACCAGGCUGCUUAGUGACCACAAACUCAUCAUCCAGGAUAAGUCGUGUAGUUUGGGCCCAAACGCAGUGAGCUCUGCGUUACCUGAUGACGGAGAUGUUCUCAUGGUGGGCUGCUUUUCUGGCCUCACUGUUUCCCACACUGCCUCCCUGAUCACUGACACACACGACGCUAACAGCAGCAACCAGCCCACGGUUUACGUCUGCGUCGGUGACGGUGCGGACGCCCAGAGGGAGGAGCUACGGCAGGUUGUCUCCGACAUGGGCUGCAAAAACGUGAAGCUGAUACCGGAGGUCUUCCAGUCUUUGGACGGUGCUGACAAGAGACUCCAGAGGGUCCGCGCCAUCCUGUUGACUCCCAGGUGUUCUGUGUCUGCGGUCAGCAACCCGGUCGACUACAUACUGCAGGAGAAUGGAGACACAGAUCUGCUGAAGGGCCUGUCCCAGGGCUCCAUAGCCCAGAGCAAACUGGCAGCACUGGUAGCUCAGCAGAGGGAGGAUAUUGUCCAUGCACUGAAAUUCCCGAAGGUGCUGGCAGUGGUUUACACCACCUGUUCUUCAUACCCGGAGGAAAACGAGGAGUUGGUGAGCAGAGCCCUUGAACAAACCAAGGCCCAUUCUGAGCAAGCAGGAGAAGCAAAACAAGCAGACUUCAGGCUCAGUCUGUCCCCGUUCAGCUCUCCUGACACUGCAGACGGUCCAGAGGAAACUGACUCCUUCUUCAUGCUGGAGCCCUCAGAACAGAGUAAUGGCUGCUUCCUGGCUCUUCUCACCAGAGAGCCCGAGCCUGUGGUCAAAGAGGCCCCGCAUGAAGUGCUGGCCAGGGCAAAUGCCAAAGGCCUUCUGGACAGGAUCGGCUCCGACCAGUCAACUAGAAAAGAGCGCCACGGGAGAACCGGCAGGAUGACGAAAGCUGUCCGCGCUCGCACCUAUCAGCCCCGCCUUCCCGUCAGUAUUCGGUCCACCAAAAACCAACAAGACCCCGCAGGGCACGUCAGUACGGCAGUGUGCGGGCGGCAGUCGUCACAAGGGAAACCCAAAGCGUUGAGCUUUAAAGCCUCAAAGAACACAACAUCCAGUUCCCUCUCUUCUUCCUCCUUCAAACAGGAGAGCUCCUGCUCUUCCUCCUCCAAACAGGAGAGCUCCUGCUCUUCCUCCUCCAAACAGGAGAGCUCCUGCUGUUCCUCCUCCAAACAGGAGAGCUCCUGCUCUUCCUCCUCCAAACAGGAGAGCUCCUGCUCUUCCUCCUCCAAACAGGAGAGCUCCUGCUCUUCUUCCUCCAAACCAGAAAACAGCACGUUCACUAAAAGAGUCGCCGUUACAUUCGACGCUGCGACUUCUCCCAGGACUCCGCAUCCCGCCCUUCGUCCUGCUACCCCGCUCGUCCGUCCUCGCAAGGCUCCUCAGGAGGUGCUGAAGCCCGUGGUGCUCGUUCUGCCACCUGUUCACUUCCCCAACUUCCAAACAGGAUUCAGCCCCAACUUCAGCUACAACAAGUGGAGGACCCCCGUUCAGGCCUUGCCCUUCUCCCGCUCCGGCGGUGGCCUCCCCAAGAAUAUUGUGAAGAAAUCCCGACCUCUGUUGUGAGCUCGCAAAAAACCAACACAAAUGUGACGACUGUAGUAGUGUUAAACUUUGUGCCAAGUGCCCACGCGAAUAAAAUCCGUCUCGUAGCCUUUAAUGCUUUAUUCAUUAUUAGAAAAGUCUAGGCAUUAAAUAGAGAACCUGUGUGGUCCGCUGGGAAUAUUGAAGGACACAUUAAAGAAGCUGCCUCUUUU
Solea senegalensis (Senegalese sole) is the source of this 2913-nucleotide messenger RNA. Its product is annotated as putative methyltransferase NSUN7. The record is from RefSeq and is a predicted model, not a curated record. The transcript is spliced from 14 exons. The coding region runs from base 281 to 2722 and encodes 813 amino acids. NCBI's taxonomy places the organism in Eukaryota, Metazoa, Chordata, Actinopteri, Pleuronectiformes, Soleidae. Gene Ontology annotation, molecular function: methyltransferase activity.